Molecule: messenger RNA, 1128 nt
Organism: Uranotaenia lowii
Lineage: Eukaryota; Metazoa; Arthropoda; Insecta; Diptera; Culicidae
Product: endocuticle structural glycoprotein SgAbd-2-like
Exons: 5
Coding region: 130-924 (264 amino acids)
Cellular component (GO): chitin-based extracellular matrix
Molecular function (GO): structural constituent of chitin-based larval cuticle
Source: RefSeq, a predicted model, not a curated record
GAAGAGUUUGGGAAAAUAAACCAGUGGAAGAUUAAACGGACUUUGGUUUGAAUUUAAAAUCUGUAGUUUUAGAAUAAAAAGCCUUCAUGCAAGGUUGGAAAAAAGUGCACCGUAGUAUAUCUAGUGAAAAUGGUUUCGUUAAUAGUUUUCUCAAUGCUGAUAUUGUGUGCAGUGGCAAAACCUCAAAAUCAAUUCGGUGCCAGAAAUGUGAAUCAAAAUGUGCCCUUCAGUCGUAAUCUUCAAGCUCCCUCAUCCCAAAGUCAUCACCAGCAGCAACAAUUUGGACAGGAUCAAAACCAAGUGCAACAGUAUCAACAACAUCAUCAGCAACACCAUCAACAAAAUCAACACCAACAACAGCAACAGCAUCAUCAUCAGCACCAUCAGCAGAGAUUUGGUCAACCCUUCCAAAGAUCACAAGCUCUAAGGGUGCCUCCGAUAUCGACGAUAGUUCCUCCCCCUCAGCCCUUUCAGCAGCAGCAAUCACAGUACAGUCAACAGUACAACCAACAACAAGGUUACCUCAACCCAUCGCGACCCUUCGUGCCCAUCACAUCGUACAAUAACGAUGUAUCUUACGAUGGUAGCUAUGCUUAUAGUUACACUACUGGAGAUGGACAACAACAACAGGCUCAAGGAUAUCUGAAGAAUCCCGGCUUAAAGGACCUGGAAGCACAAGCCGUCCAGGGAUCCUACUCGUACACAUCACCCGAGGGGCAACAGAUAACGGUCACAUACAUCGCUGAUGAAAAUGGAUUCCGAGCGGAAGGAGCACAUCUACCUACACCCCCACCCAUACCGGAAGCGAUACAAAAAUCCCUUGCACUGAUAGCUGCCACUCAGCCAGUAUCGCAAAAGUUUAGCCAAGCCUACAGUCAACAACCGUUUGGGACCCAGCAAAAUUCUUACAACCGCUACGGCUGAUGAAUGAACCCUAAUCUGAUGACUGAGCCAGAAGGAUAGGAAUUUCGGAGGACCACUUCAGCGAGCAUUUCAACUCCUAUGGAUGUCGACGAGAAUUAGUAUGUUUUAAAUAAAUUGAGUUAGUUGGUGAUUUCCGUAAAAUAUAAAGGAAAUUAUUUGUUUAAACUAUUAUUAACAUUCGAAAAGUCUAUGAAUGCAUCAUUU